Molecule: messenger RNA, 1173 nt
Organism: Anopheles cruzii
Lineage: Eukaryota; Metazoa; Arthropoda; Insecta; Diptera; Culicidae
Exons: 2
Coding region: 1-1173 (390 amino acids)
Source: RefSeq, a predicted model, not a curated record
AUGCUACUCAGUGUGGUCGACAGUGCACCAACCGGAAGUGAUGGGUCGUCCUGUUCACGGCUGGACUUUGAUCAGGCCGAGCUUAGCGCCCUACGCAAGUGCGACUACAUGCAGGAGUUUAUCGCCAAACCGUACAAUACCUCCGAGCACUUUAAACCUUACCGGGCGGAGGCCGAGCACUACCUGUCUCAGCGAUGGCAAGGGCUCACCUGUGGCGAAACGGUCGCUACGUACCAGUUCAACAGCGAAACCGAACUGCGGAUGGCGUACAACCUUAUUUUUGACAGUGGCGCUACCCUGGAGGUGCGGGUGUACGACUGGAGCCGACUGGACGCGGACGAUCAGCCGACGUUGGUGGAGAAGUGGCGCACAUCGGUGUCCACCGAUGGUUGGGGCUUUUUUCGCGAGAAGCUCAAGAAUCCCGUACUGCAGGCAAGGAUUCAAAUUGAGGCGAACAUUAACGCGGGCAGUGAUUUGGCGAUCGAGUACCUGUCCAUAUUUAACUACGAGGUGGAAACGGAUGAAUGUGAGGCGAUCGAUGAGUUUGCGACGACCGUCGCCACGACCAGCACAGUGGAGACGACCACAACCACGAUGGAACCGUCAACGGAAACAUCCUCGACAGCAACACUUCCGGUGACUACAACAACACCCGAACCGACAACGAUUGAAAGCACGAGCCCGGCAACUACGUCACAGGCGACGACACCCUCAACAACAACACAUCCGGUGUCUACGACAACACCGGAGAUAACAACGACAACAACGGCUGAAAGCACGAGUUCCACGACUACGUCACAGUCGACGACGCACUCAACAACAACGAUGGUUAGUACCGCUUCUUCCAGCGCCAGUACAGGCACUACACCCAUUACUACGACCACAAAUGGGCCACGGGAUGACCCAUCGAUCACUCCUACCGUUACGCUGCCACCCUCUACAACGGUGAAGCCAACGAACGGUCCACAGCCUGCGACUACGUUGCCCACCAGUUUGCCAGAAGAGGUCCACAUGAGCUCUGCGCCGUGGGUCUGGAUGACACUGUCGGCUCUCUUUGGAGUGUUCUUUGUAGUUAGCUUCAGCGGGGCGAUCUACCUGUGCCGGGCAUCCCAACACCUGGAACGAUUGGCUCGGCAUGUACUCAACGAAGGCCAGCAGCAGUACAAGCACUGA